AAAUACAGAAAACACGCACAAACAGCUACACCUGCUUUCGACACWGUUCUCUCCACAACCAAGCAACUAAAAUCCAACCAUCCAAAAUGAACCACGACCUGUCGUAUUAUUUGUCGCCGCGCAAGCGUCUGGACACGCUCUUCAUGGUCCACUCGUCCGUUUCCAUGGUGGUCGGGCUGAUCGGUUUUUUCUUUCCAUCUACGAUGAACGUUGUCUUUCUUACGGAGAGCGACCGCGAAUACAAUGUCGCCCGGGCCAUACUCCGCCCCACCUGUGCUCUGAUUCUAGCACAGGGGUUGAUCAUCCACAGGUCGCGGAAGAUCAACGACGGACAGAUCAAACGGGCAUUUGUCCAGGCAUACUUCAUUUGUUUCCUGCUCAGCACGAUCUCUUUGAUCAACGAGCACACCUCAAACACGGGCGUGGUCUCCGGAAAAUUCGUCGGCGUCAUGAAGAUCAUAUUUAUGAUUUUCUUGACGGUCGGCUACGGCUGGUUCACCUUCUUCCAGCCACCGUCUGUCUUUCAGGGAUUGGCACUGAGGAGGGCGCCCUAAACAGCGGCCAGAGGGGUCCGCAUAUGCAUUCAUAAUAAUGCAUGCCCAUAUUU
Messenger RNA from Pseudo-nitzschia multistriata, 607 nucleotides. The record is from the annotation of a GenBank genome assembly. NCBI's taxonomy places the organism in Eukaryota, Bacillariophyta, Bacillariophyceae, Bacillariales, Bacillariaceae.